UUUUUUUUUAAAAAAUGCGCCUGAGUAUAAAGGGAAAAUUUAAAAAAAAAAUCUUUUCAAGAACCAUCCGGCCAGAAAAGUUCUUUACUUGGCAGCUUCCUGACAAAGUGCAGAUUCAAGUUUAUUAAAAUAAUGACCCCCGGGGGUAGGGUGGGGCCACAAUAGGGAGUCAUAGUUUUUCAUGCGAAUAUGCAGGGAGAAAUUUUCUCAAGAACCACCAGACCAGAAAUGCUGGAAUUUACAUGUAAGCUUUCUGACAUAGUGUAGAUUCAAGUUUGUUAAAAUCAUGACCGCGGGGGGUAGUGUGGGGACACAAUUUAGGGGAUCAAAAUUUUACUUGUAAAUAUAGAGAAAAAAAUUUAAAAGUUUUCUUGUCAAGAACCACUGUGCCAGAAAAGUUCAAAUUUACACGAAAGCUUCCUAACAUAGAGUAGAUCCAAGUUUGUGCAAAUCAUGAUCCUGGGCGGUAGGAUGGGACAACAGAAGGGGAUCAAAGUGUUACAUAUUGAUAUAUAGGAGAAAAUCUCUCGGACUAUCUAAGCUAGGGCUUUCAUAUUUUGUGUAUCCAUUCUUUUUGGAAAGUUGACCUUUCAUGUGAUGCAAUGAUUUGCGAUCUUGUGACCUUGAUCUGGAAGUUUGACCUACUUGUAAUUUAAAAAUCUGACUUAUUCAAUAUGUCCUGAACUAUCUAUUAAGGUAGGUCUUUCAUAUCUUGUAUACAAAUGUAUGUAUAUUUUAUGGCAAGACCUUUCAUUUAAUAUCAUGAUCUUUGACCUUGUGACCUUGGACUAGGAGCUUUAAGAAAACAUAACCUAUCAAAUAUAUCUGGAACUAUCGUAGGUGGGGCUUUCAUAUUUUAUAUACAGAUUCUUUAUAGUAAGAUCUUGUACACAAUGGUGUUUGAUCUUUUGACCCAUAUGCACUCUUUAAAAAACCUGACGUCGUCAAUAUCUCCGGGAGUAUUUAAGGUAGGGCUUUCAUAUUUUGUAUAUAGAUUCUUUAAAUACAAGACCGUAUUAUUUCGUGAAGUUUGACCUUCGAAUUGGACUUACUUUUUAAAGCUCUGAACUAUUCAAUAUCUCCUAAACUAUUUAAGGUAGAUAUUUCAUAUUUUGUAUAUAGGUUUCUUGUGGCAAUGUCAUCUUUUAUUUCAUACUGACCUUAGACCACGUGAGCUUGAAAUUUGACCUACUUUUAAGAAAAUCUAACGGAAUGCCGUUGUCUAUAUAGGGUUUUAUUUGGAGACGUUGAGUUUACCAACAAUAAUGAGUGUAACUCAGAUUUCGCAUCGAUUGAUUACUUUAGGCCUAAAAGCAAGUGUUUUGUGUGAAAUAAUGAGGUAGUGUUUAUUUCAAACAAGAUAACAAAAGAUCCAAGGUUUUCAGAAUCAUAAAUGGAUUGAUUGAUUGAAUAUUGUUUAACGUCUCUCUCGAGAAUAUUUCACUCAUAUGGAGACGUCACCACUGCCGGUGAAGGGCUGCAAAAUUUAGGCCUAUAUGCUCGGCGCUUACAGCCUUUGAGCAGGGGGGAUUUUUAUCGUGCCACACCUGCUGUGAGGCGGGACCUCGGUUUUUGCGGUCUCAUCCGAAGGACCGCCCCAUUUAGUCGCCUAUUACGACAAGCAAGGAGUACUGGGUACCUAUUCUAACCCGGAUCCCCACGGGAUAUGAAAUAUAAAGCCCUUUCUCUGGAUAAGGUAUAACCAAGAUAAUUUUGGAAGACAAAGAUAAUGAACAUGAAAUAACAAUCCCAUUUUCUAGAUAAGAUAACCCAGCGAAUUCCGGAAGAAUGAGUCUCUCAAUAGUCCUACUAUUUUUUCUGAACGCAUGCAUAUGUGUCAAAGCCUGUGAGGUGGGAUGGGUGCAGUUUAAGACAAAUUGUUACAUGUUUAGCCAGACUACAUCGACCUGGGGAGAAGCGGAGAGUAUCUGUAAUGCCUUUCAUUCAAAACUUGCCGAGCCAAUGACAAAUGAAGAAGCGGAAUUCUUAAUCAGCCAUAGCCAAAACCAAGCUGGAGAGUUUUGGUUGGGGAUAUCAGAUAUCAUUGAGGAAGAUAGAUGGAUAUACUCGUCAAACCAGCAACCAAUCCUAGUGAAUAAAUUUCAUCCCAGUCAACCGAACGGGUACACGGGUUCAGGUUGUGUAGCAGUAUGGAAAUCGUUUCAUGGACUUUGGGCAGACGAACCAUGUAGCAGACAUUAUGGGUUUAUAUGCCAAAAACCACCAGAAUCGCCUGGAAAUAUCAUUGGAUGAAUCAAGAAUAUUGUAUGGCAUGAUUAGUGUUGCCUUCCUCCAUUAAAGGCCCUAAAAGGUUGA
Molecule: messenger RNA, 2316 nt
Organism: Ostrea edulis (European flat oyster)
Lineage: Eukaryota; Metazoa; Mollusca; Bivalvia; Ostreida; Ostreidae
Product: C-type lectin domain family 17, member A-like
Exons: 5
Coding region: 1789-2253 (154 amino acids)
Source: RefSeq, a predicted model, not a curated record